AUGCUGUCAGCACUCCAGCUGAUCAGGGCGGUGAUGCUCAUUGUAACCUGGCCAUGUGGGACCAUCCUGAACUCAUCCAUUAUAGCUGUCUAUCUCAGCGACUGGAAGAAGGGAGUGAAACUUGGGGAGUGCGAUCAGAUCUCUGUCAGUAUGGGGUGCACCAACCUGCUCUUGCAGUGCUUCGUAACGCUUGGAGUGGCCUUCAUCUCAUAUGGACUCCACCUGCCGUUUGCCUCAAAAGUCUCUCUUGCUGUCGGUGCUGUGCUCUGGUUUUCUGUUUUUCUCUCAUUUUGGCUCACAGCCGGUCUCUCCGUCUGCUACUGCCUGAGACUGGUCAAUCCGUUACCUAAAUGCUUUAUUCAUUUAAAAAGGAGACUCUCUCGCAUUGUUACCCCACUUCUUCUGUGGUCAGUGGCAAUUUCAUUUAUUAUUACCGUUCCAAUAAACGCCAUAGUAGGCAUGGCAACUGACCAGAAUAUAACAACAAAUGAUCAUUAUAUUAUUUCCAGUGUUAUUUUUAUGAUCCUUGAUGGUGCAUUUGGCAUUGGCUUUCCCACCCUUAUUACCUCUAUUUGCAUUCUACUUUCCCUGAUAUCGCUCCUGAGGCACAUCCGGAGAAUGAAGCAGAACCCUCAGUUCGGGAACACCCAGCAGAAGACCCUUAUAGGAGCUUGCAGGACCAUGAUCCUACUCAUGGCUCUGAAUUCUAUUUUAUUCCUGGUAAUUUUGCGUUCAAUGCUACCCCCAUAUAAUGUGGAAACUAUAUGGCAAACUGUGAUGUUUUCAUGCGUCAUGUUAAACCCCUCAGGUCAAGCCGUUGUUCUGAUCUUUGGAAAUUCCAAGUUACUCAGUGCCUGGACGAAAACCUUAGUUCCCCAGGGAUAG
This is a messenger RNA of Xenopus tropicalis (tropical clawed frog), 885 nucleotides long. It is a transcript of the gene t2r49, whose product is annotated as bitter taste receptor 49. Gene Ontology annotation, molecular function: G protein-coupled receptor activity; bitter taste receptor activity. The record is from RefSeq and is marked provisional. Gene Ontology annotation, biological process: sensory perception of taste; G protein-coupled receptor signaling pathway. NCBI's taxonomy places the organism in Eukaryota, Metazoa, Chordata, Amphibia, Anura, Pipidae. Gene Ontology annotation, cellular component: membrane.